AUGUCAUCUCAGAAAAGAAUCUUGGGCAGUCCCCUAGCCAACAAGCGACGUGCAGCCUCAAAUCCGGGUGCCUUCGAGAAAUUAGUCAAAGAAACAGUCUAUGCUGCGAUGGCCAUCCCGGACGGAGACGGAGAGAUUGCCGUGCCAAAAUCGAUCAGAAAAAAGGCGAAUAACCACGAGGAGCGUUGGAACGAUGCUUGGAAUGGUACGACCACCGAUUCUCUUAGGCAGUGGUCUGUGAGCAUCAGGUCGUCGACGCACAUCUGUGGUCGAAUCGACACUAGCGACACGUAG
Soboliphyme baturini is the source of this 294-nucleotide messenger RNA. NCBI's taxonomy places the organism in Eukaryota, Metazoa, Nematoda, Enoplea, Dioctophymatida, Soboliphymatidae. The record is from the annotation of a GenBank genome assembly.